UCCGCGGCCACUUUUUCGCGGCAGGAAACAUGCUGAACCAUGUCCGAAGCAACGAGAUGGAGUUCAUGGCUGAGCAAGAGCUGAUCUCGAUCAUGCCAUACUUUGAGCUGCAGGAAAACGGAGGCCGGUUGAACGGAAUCAGCGGUGACUUUGGUCCGUUUCAUCCAUCGACACCGACCCAAGUGCCGUUGUGGCUGGCGCUGUCGCUCAAACAACUGCAGAAAUGCCGCAUCCUCCAACCGUCUUGGUUCACCGUUGCGCACCUAAAAGACCGACUAGACAAAGAAACCUCGAGCGAACUGUUUGAGGAAUUACCGUUCCAUUACCUCGAGAUCGCAGCCCUCCUCGUCAAACACGCGGCCGACGAUAUGCAACAAGUGGAAACCAUUCGACUGGUAUUAGAAGACAUUCAGCAAGUGCGUCAAGACAAGAUCCGAAAUGGUUUGGUGCGGAUCGCUGCUGACGUGCAAACUGGCGGCACAGCAUAUGCAGUGCAGCUCAACAACGUCGCAGCCAUGGAAAUCAACUCGGUGCGCCAAUUCAUGACCAAGUCGUUGACCAAGUUUUACGGCCUGGGAGCUGCACGACUCACAGCUGAUGGAGCCGAGGGACCUCAAAGUCAAUUUCCGAGUCAGUCAUCAUCCGAUCGCGGCCCUGCGUUGCCAGAACAAUCUCGGCUACGGCGCCAUCGUUAAGCUUGCAUCGAGCUAUAAAGUUGAAUUUGACAUGGUUGUGCUACCAUUAACUAUGUACAAUACUUCUCCUGUCGGCUACACUGAUAUGGGUGAAUAUGAUCACUUUGCGGA
Messenger RNA from Aphanomyces astaci, 806 nucleotides. RefSeq lists its product as hypothetical. NCBI's taxonomy places the organism in Eukaryota, Oomycota, Saprolegniomycetes, Saprolegniales, Verrucalvaceae. Gene Ontology annotation, cellular component: GINS complex; nucleus. Gene Ontology annotation, biological process: double-strand break repair via break-induced replication; DNA replication. Bases 30 to 695 code for a protein of 221 amino acids. The record is from RefSeq and is a predicted model, not a curated record. The transcript has 8 exons.